ACGGAUCCUAUCAGCGCUUCAUUCAUGUUCAGUGUCUGGGAUAUGAUAAAGCUGUUCUUCCUUUUGGAUUUUUCCCUCACCACUCAGAAACCACUAGAGCAACGUGUUAAUAGAAGCACUCAGGAAAAGAAUAAAUUCUUCACCUCUGCAGACAGGAGGCUGAGGACGGAAAGUUGUUCAGGAGAAAGCCAAGGAAAGCAGAAGGUGCUAGAGAACAGCCGUGCUUCUGGAACACAACACUGUUGAAGCGGUGUGAUUUGGGAACGUUUGCGAUUCUGAAUUACAGGUGAGCAGAACUUUUCCAGAGCAUAAAACAUCUGCAGGAACAAUCAGGAUUUCUCACCGCCGAGAGAGCCAAUGAAUUUUUAAUAAGUUCUGAGCACUGUGGUCAGAUCAACUGCUGUUAUCUGAUAAAGGCAAAAUUCGCCCUCUGAUUUCCCUAAUCCUAUCCAAAUGGAGUCUUCGCCUUGCUGUGAGCAGUUCUAACUAACACCAACCACGGGAUUAGUGGGCCUGGGAGAUGACUGCAAGAAGUAAGACAAAACGGUGAAAGAGAUCACCACAGCAGUCGAAGAGGCUUUUCGGGUGUGAGAGCUUAGCAUUCCUCACUGAGCUUCAGCCAACUGCUGCCAGAUCCUGGCCGAGAAGAGAGGAGGUAGCACAGUGAACAGCUCCAAACCUCAGACUAAAUCCAAAUGUAACUUCUUGAACCAGGAUGGAGGGGCAAUCUUACCACAAUGAAACCACAGCCAACGACACCCCAGUAGAUCACCAGGCUGUGGAACGCCAUGGGCUGUGGGAAGUCAUCACUAUUGCAGCUGUGACUGCUGUGGUCAGCCUGAUGACCAUUGUGGGCAAUGUCUUGGUCAUGGUCUCCUUCAAAGUCAACAGUCAGCUCAAGACAGUUAACAACUAUUACCUGCUCAGCUUGGCCUGUGCAGACCUCAUCAUUGGAAUCUUCUCCAUGAACCUCUACACGACCUACAUCCUCAUGGGACGCUGGGUUCUCGGGAGUCUGGCUUGUGACCUUUGGCUUGCGUUAGACUAUGUCGCCAGCAACGCUUCUGUCAUGAACCUUCUGGUGAUUAGCUUUGACCGUUACUUUUCCAUCACAAGACCACUGACAUACCGGGCCAAGCGUACCCCAAAGAGGGCUGGCAUCAUGAUUGGCUUGGCCUGGCUGAUCUCCUUCAUCCUCUGGGCACCAGCAAUCCUUUGCUGGCAGUACUUGGUUGGGAAGCGGACAGUACCCCCUGAGGAGUGCCAGAUCCAAUUCCUCUCGGAGCCCACCAUUACUUUCGGCACGGCCAUCGCCGCCUUCUACAUCCCUGUCUCUGUCAUGACCAUUCUCUACUGCCGGAUCUACCGGGAAACAGAGAAGAGAACCAAGGACCUGGCUGACCUCCAGGGUUCUGAUUCUGUGGCAGAAGCCAAGAAGAGAAAGCCGGCUCACAGGGCCCUGCUCAGAUCUUUCUUCAGCUGCCCUAGACCCAGCCUGGCCCAGCGGGAAAGAAAUCAAGCCUCCUGGUCAUCCUCCCGCAGAAGAACUUCAACAACAGGAAAGACAGACCAGGCCACAGGCCUAAGUGUUGACUGGGACAAGACUGAGCAAGUCACUACCUGUAGCAGCUACCCCUCCUCAGAGGAUGAGGCCAAGCCCACCACUGACCCUGUCUUCCAAGUGGUCUACAAGAAUCAGUCUAAGGAAAGCCCGAGGAAGGAAUUCAGCACCAAAGAGACGAAGGACACGUUUGUGACCGCACAGACUGAAAACAAUGACUAUGACACUCCCAAAUACUUCCUGUCUCCGGCUGCUGCUCACAGACUCAAGAGUCAGAAGUGUGUUGCCUAUAAGUUCCAAUUGGUGGUAAAAGCUGACGGGACCCAGGAGGCGAACAAUGGCUGUCGCAAGGUGAAAAUCAUGCCCUGUACCUUCCCGGUGUCCAAGGACCCUUCAACAAGAGGCCUGGAUCCCAACCUCAGCCAUCAAAUGACCAAGCGAAAGAGAAUGGUCCUAGUCAAAGAGAGAAAAGCAGCCCAGACCUUGAGUGCCAUUCUCCUGGCCUUCAUCAUCACAUGGACCCCUUAUAACAUCAUGGUCCUGGUUUCCACCUUCUGUGACAAGUGUGUCCCUGUCACCUUGUGGCACUUGGGUUACUGGUUGUGCUAUGUCAACAGCACUGUCAACCCCAUCUGCUAUGCUCUCUGCAACAGAACCUUCAGGAAGACCUUUAAGAUGCUGCUCCUCUGCCGCUGGAAAAAGAAAAAGAUGGAAGAGAAAUUGUAUUGGCAAGGGAACAGCAAGCUACCCUGAAAAGUCAGUAACUUCCCUGGAAAGAAUAAUGGCCACAGUCUGGUUUGCUUGUUUUGAAGAACAUCAUCUGCCAUUCUGAGUCCCCAAAGACUUGUCCAGGGAUCUGUUGUCAAAUUGAAGAGUCACACAUAGCCACUGCUGCCAUGUGAAGUGAGUCUUGUCUAUUACCGAGGCCACCUGAUGCCACUAGCAUUUGCUGGUGAAGCAGAAAGACAGACUCAGGGUCCCUCUCUGGAAAUACACUUGAGUCAUCACGGACAACGACUUUGAGAACUGAUCUGUGAAGAACAGUUGGGACCAAACGGAAAUCUUCCCCUGGGGCAUUCUGUCAUAGAGCAUUGUGCAAUGUGUAUGUGUCUAUAUGAAACUGUCUUAGACCAGUGAAAAUCAGGAGAAUGUAAGCCUCUGUCACCUCUGGAUAAGAGUGGUAUCCAACUGGCUUCUAAGAAUAUCACUCUUCAUAAUUUAAUCAGCAUUUAUUAUGCAGCUGUCAUGUGCUUUGUACUGUGGCCUGUUUUUCUGUUCAUAUGCCGAAUGAUGCUCUUACUCUCCCUUUCAUAUCUAUGACAACUCCCAAACCCAGUGAAACCAUGGUGAUUCCCACUGACCAUCAGUCUCUCAGAACCCAGAGUCAAGAAAAUGCUGACAUUGACACACUUGCACACUUGGUUUCCUAGAGGAGCUUCUAUUCUGCUGCUAAUGAUGAUCAAGUUUCCACGCAGUUAUUUUCGUGUUUUACCAAUGAGGUAACUAGUUCUCCAAACAAAUAUUGUGUAUCAUUUUGGUGCCCAUUUGGAGUCAUUUAUGAAAUAUGCUGUGUUCUCAGCAGAAACUGAUUGUAUAACAGCCCUAUCCGGUAAGGAUUCUCGCCAGGAUAUUGAAUGCUGGGUCUUUUAUGUUGUUUUCAGGAGAAUUGCUUUCUAAUCUCCUCUCAGGACAAAUCAGACACAAAACGUGGAAAACAUAUGAUUCCUACCAUGCUUUCAAUUUUCCUUAGGAGUCUUUGAAGUUCCUAGUCCCCCUCAUCCAGACCCAGACACACGCAGAUCACUGUCCUGUGCUGGGAAAGAAGUGCUGCUUGGGCAAAAGGAGGGGAGUGU
This is a messenger RNA of Onychomys torridus (southern grasshopper mouse), 3414 nucleotides long. RefSeq names its product cholinergic receptor muscarinic 5 (gene Chrm5). Gene Ontology annotation, cellular component: dendrite; synapse; plasma membrane. NCBI's taxonomy places the organism in Eukaryota, Metazoa, Chordata, Mammalia, Rodentia, Cricetidae. Gene Ontology annotation, biological process: gastric acid secretion; G protein-coupled receptor signaling pathway, coupled to cyclic nucleotide second messenger; adenylate cyclase-inhibiting G protein-coupled acetylcholine receptor signaling pathway. Gene Ontology annotation, molecular function: G protein-coupled acetylcholine receptor activity; G protein-coupled serotonin receptor activity. The coding region runs from base 716 to 2314 and encodes 532 amino acids. The record is from RefSeq and is a predicted model, not a curated record. The transcript has 2 exons.